Messenger RNA from Xiphias gladius (swordfish), 4910 nucleotides. RefSeq names its product fibulin-2-like. The record is from RefSeq and is a predicted model, not a curated record. Bases 220 to 3792 code for a protein of 1190 amino acids. Gene Ontology annotation, cellular component: extracellular region. Gene Ontology annotation, molecular function: calcium ion binding. NCBI's taxonomy places the organism in Eukaryota, Metazoa, Chordata, Actinopteri, Istiophoriformes, Xiphiidae. The transcript is spliced from 17 exons.
GAAAUACUCCGGGACACAUUCCCCGGACCGAUAGCUGAAAAAACAACCCGACGGGCUACUUUAAAUUUCACAGAAAACAGCCCCAUCCAGGUCUUAAAAGGUCCGACCAGGCUAAAAGACACAAAUUUUUUUCUCAUCUGGAAUAAAAUCUAGCCUGAAGAGAAGCUUACUAAGGAAAUAACUCGGAAUACUUCAUUUUUUUGUACUUUUUUAUGCAAAAUGAACGUUCAGGAGGCAACAUUGUUUUCAUGUUGGAUGAUUCUGUGUAUGAACAUCUGUCUAAGCCAGAAGGACUGCACAGGUGUGGACUGUCCUGUUCUUCAAAACUGCAUUGAAACGGUUUUAAAGAAGGGUGCCUGCUGCCCCACCUGUACACAGAGGGGCUGCACCUGUGAGGGUUACCAGUACUACGACUGCAUCCAAGCAGGCUUCCAGAAAGGGAAAGUCCCAGAGGGGGAAUCUUACUUUGUGGAUUUCGGAAGCACUGAAUGCUCCUGUCCCCAGGGAGGAGGGAAGAUAAGCUGUCAUUUUAUUCCGUGCCCUGAAAUUCCCCCAAACUGCAUUGAAAUUAUACAACCUGCAGAUGGAUGCACACAGUGCGAGCGAAUUGGUUGUACCCAUGGCAGCAGGAAAUAUGAGGCAGGACACUCCUUUCAGAUAGACCAGUGCCAGGUUUGCCACUGUCCAAAUGACGGUGGAAGUUUAAUGUGUUCACCUAUCCCUGGCUGUGACCUUCACAGUGUUAAUGACAGCCAACAAACAAUUCCUGUAGAACCAUUCUCCAAGCUGGCAAUGGAAAACACUCUACCACUGUAUAAGCAGGACCCACCCAGUUUUGGCACAGAGGAUGAUGACUACACAAUGGCAGAGCCCACGUCUUCCACAAACCAAGAUCUGGCCCAACCACUGGAAUCUACUAUAGUGCCAUUACCUUACCCAGAGUCAAGCUCCACUUCCUUCAGCUCCCAUGAUGACAAGAGAUAUGAGCUGAGAGAAACACAAAAAAGUCCAAAUCCAGUUAGGAGCGGCGAGGAUGAGGUCAAAUAUAACAUCAGUCCAACCGCUACAGGGGCUCAGAGCGAAAAUUCAACAUUUCUAACAACUACUACCACACAAAGAGUGACCACAGAGAACCACAGGCCGCAACAGGAAAUUGUAGAAAGGACCACUGGCCAUAACAGGGGCAGAAACAGAGUGGUGCAGGACACUCUAAAAGAUACAGCAUACACUAUCCAUGCCAACAAGGCGGGCAAGCACUCCGGCCAUCACAAACAUAGUCAAGGCAGUCGCACUGCCAACCAUGGCAGCUCCCUUUCUGUCAGUCAUGAGGGACAAGAAAAAGGCUCAGUGGAACCCAGGCAGACGCUCAGUAAAGAGGAACAGCGCUCGUACCCCACAGUCCAAUUCAGUCCCACCAACAGAGCACCACUCAGGAUGAGACAGGAUGGUGAGCAGCCUCAAAGACAACCCCAGACCCUCGCAAACUACCAAUCUCAGGAUAUGGAGGGAGACACAGAAGUGUCUGCCAAGGAGCUGGUGAAGACCUGCUGUGAGAAAGGGGAGAACUGGGCUUCAGUUAAUGGUCAUUGCAACCACAUGGAGCCACCCACAAAAGAUAGGCACUCCAUCUGCUGGACUGCCCAACAACAGUGCUGCCUCGGUUCCCUGAGAGAAAGCCGGUGUUUGGCUGGAGUUAACGCAGCCAAGGCAGGAAGUAUGUGUGAAGAGGAUACCAGCAAUAAAUGUGGGAUCGAUUCCUACAAGGAGUGCUGUGGCUGCUGUUCACUGGGGCUGCAGUUUCGCAGUGAGGGGCAUCACUGCGAAGCCUACCAGGACCUGGGCUACCACUGCAGUCACGUCUUUCUGAACUGCUGCAAGGGGGAGGAGGAGAUGGCCGGGAAUCAAGACGGCUGGCACACUGUCAGAGAGAGGCCCGCCCUCGAACCCAGUCUGCCACCAAAAAAAGUAUCUGACAGGGCGUACCCUAAAGAGGCCUUCUCCAUUGGCGAAGAGAGGGAUGGGGAGAACGCAGUGGAGGGUCCUGUUGAGGUGGAGGACAUGGAUGAGUGCCUGAUAUAUCAGGGCAACGUCUGUCACCACAGAUGUGUCAACACGCCUGGCUCUUUCCGAUGCGAGUGCUUCCCUGGAUACGUGCUGCAACAGGACGCUGUCACUUGCACACAAGAGACGUUGGACGAGGAGAACAGACUGAGGGAGGAUGACAGAGCAGCGGUGGAGCCCACCUCACCCCUUCCACCACCCUCCCAGCCCACUGUCCCAGUCAACCCCUGUGAAGGAAACAGUCCCUGUGAGCAACAGUGCACCCCAGUGGGGGAAAGGCCACAGUGCUCCUGCUCCCCUGGAUUCUUACUCAGGGCUGAUGGACGCUCCUGUGAAGACAUAAAUGAGUGUAUGUCCGCGCACACCUGCCAGUUGAAUGAACACUGCGUGAAUACUGCGGGGAGUUAUAUCUGUCAGAGACUGAUCCCCUGCCCCCCAGGAUACCAGAUCGACAACGACAUUUGUGAAGAUAUUGAUGAGUGUGUGCAGAGGAGCCAUAACUGUGGGCUUGGCUUUGAGUGUGUGAAUACCGAGGGCUCGUUCAGGUGCAACCCCAAACCUCGCUGUCCUGUGGGAUUUAACCAGGAUGCACAGGGCAACUGUAUAGACAUUGAUGAGUGUGGUGCUUUGGCCCAGCCAUGUAGCCCAGGCUUUAACUGCAUCAACACAGCGGGAUCCUACAUGUGCCAGAGGAAGAUAAUAUGCAGCCGUGGCUAUCGUGCCAGUCCUGAUGGCUCCCGAUGUAUUGAUGUGGAUGAGUGUCAGAGCAGUCUGCAUCGAUGUGGUGAGGGCCAGCUGUGCCACAAUCUGCCCGGUUCCUAUCGUUGCGAAUGUCAGACAGGCUAUCAGUAUGACUCAUUCGGGAGGAUGUGUGUAGAUAUAAACGAGUGUUGGCGCUACCCAAGCCGUUUGUGUGCUCAUACCUGUGAGAACACCCCAGGCUCCUAUGAAUGCUCAUGUACCUCUGGCUUCCGCUUAUCCGGCGAUGGCAAGAACUGUGAAGAUGUGAAUGAGUGUUUGGCCAGCCCAUGCAGCCAGGAGUGCGCCAACAUCUAUGGUUCUUACCAGUGCUACUGCAGACAGGGCUACUACCUCAGGGAGGAUGGGCACACCUGUGAAGACAUCAAUGAGUGUUCCCAGAGCAUUGGCAACCUCUGCACCUAUAAGUGUGUGAACGUUCCUGGCAGUUACCAGUGUGCUUGUCCUGAAUAUGGCUACACCAUGUCUCCAAAUGGACGCUCUUGCAGAGAUAUCGAUGAGUGUGCCACAGGGGCCCAUAACUGCUCUCUAGCGGAUACCUGCUAUAACAUCCAAGGAGGGUACCGCUGCCUUUCCCUCAGCUGUCCACCGAACUACCGCAAAGUGUCUGACACGCGCUGCGAGCGGAUCAGCUGUCCCAACUAUCUGGAGUGUCAAAACUCUCCUCUGAGAAUCACCUACUACUACCUCAGCUUCCAGUCCAACAUUGUCAUCCCUGCUCAGAUCUUCCGCAUCGGACCCUCCCCUGCCUACUCCGGAGACAACGUUAUUGUCAGCAUCACACAGGGUAAUGAGGAAAACUACUUCAGCACCAGGAAGCUGAACGCCUACACAGGUGCUGUGUACUUGCACCGGCAGGUUGAGGGUCCAAGGGAUUUCCUAAUUAAUGUAGAGAUGAAGCUUUGGAGACAGGGGACGUUUACCACUUUCCAGGCCAGGAUCUAUGUCUUCAUAACAGCCAAUUCACUCUAACAGCUGGAGCUGAUCAGUGGCCACUAUGGACCUUAAUAUAGCUCAUGAGGACUUUUCAUAUCACUAUUUAACAAUGUCAUAAGAUAUACCACUGUCUUUCAUGAUUGGUUUGAGUAGUUAAUCUUACUUAUGUCCAGUUGAAAUGAAUAUUGCUGUAAGAGUAGUAGAAUGAAACUGUCUGCUAUGUGUCAGUUUCUGUUUUCACUGCAAUUGCAUGAAAACCUUGUAAUUCCUUUUUUUUUUUUUUUUUUCAUUUUGCACUUGAAUUGCAAAUAAUCAUGUCAUUAAUUUCCUUGGCUGAGAAACCUAAUUCAAAACAAAUUCCUUAUUUUCAAUAAUCCAUUGAAAUUUGAAUGUAACAUAGUACAUAUGGAGAUACAAAGAUAUUUUUGAUACUACGAGAAUGAAAUUUGUUGCCAUUGCAUUGAUUAUCUCAACCAGAUGUAAGUAAAACGUAAAAAUGAUAACAGACAACUUCUAGCUUCUGCUAGUUUUUUUUAUGUAUUUAUCUCAGUUUUCUUCUCAUACCAUUCUGUUAUCAGAUGAUGUGUAAUUUGAACUAUUGUGAAAGCAAGAGAAAUUGUUUUGUAAGAGUUUCCAUUAUAGUGCCUAAACACCUUUGUGUUUUUUUUCUUUUACCCUGCGCUGCUGUUUUUGUUUUGUCUUUGAAGAAUUUUAAAACCUAAUUUAAUAUUACUCUAUAUGGUGUAUUUUUAUAUCCCUGUAAUCAGACACAAUAUAGAUGGAUGUAUCAUAUUUUUUAUGCUAGAUUCAUAAGCUGCAAAGUAUUUUAGUAAAAUAUAUUUUAAAAAAAAAAAUACCACUGUGGUUUUGUGAGUAUUUAUUAAGAGGGAUACUGUUUGUUGACGAGGAGUGUGUGAUGUGUGCUUUUGUUUAAUAAUCAUUCCUCAACAAUUUUCUCUUGACAAACUUGUUUUUUUUGCUAAUGCACUGUAUAUGGCGAACAUUAUUCCUCAGUGAAGUUGUUUAAGUAUAUAAUCCAAAUAUCCAUUCUUGUCAGGACACGUCACACAGUAAAUAUCCAUGCCUAUUUACAUACCUCUUCACACCUUGCUCUUGAACUGAACAUGAGCGUCAUCCAUCAGCACACGCCAGUU